This is a messenger RNA of Cottoperca gobio, 3468 nucleotides long. It is a transcript of the gene hpse2, whose product is annotated as heparanase 2. Gene Ontology annotation, cellular component: extracellular matrix; membrane. Bases 1 to 1758 code for a protein of 585 amino acids. The record is from RefSeq and is a predicted model, not a curated record. NCBI's taxonomy places the organism in Eukaryota, Metazoa, Chordata, Actinopteri, Perciformes, Bovichtidae. The transcript is spliced from 12 exons. Gene Ontology annotation, biological process: extracellular matrix organization. Gene Ontology annotation, molecular function: hydrolase activity, acting on glycosyl bonds.
AUGCCCAAAUCCUCACCGUGCGUAUUCCAUUGGUCUUCCCUGUGGCUGGCAUCUUUGACUACUUUGGUGGUGCAGUCGGUGCUUUCUUCCUCCUACUCUUCCUCCUCUACAUAUCGGAGAUCUGCAGCCGAUGGGAAGCGCACGGGCUUCAUGGAGAGGACGCUGGUUCUCCUGGACGUCAACACCCGCAGUCCGAUCAGAGUCCUCAACGACAACUUCCUUUCUUUGCAGCUGGACCCCUCGAUCAUCAAAGACGGUUGGCUGGACUUUCUGAGCUCCAAGCGGCUCGUGACCCUAGCGCGCGGCCUGUCGCCUGCCUUUCUGCGUUUCGGGGGAAAGCGGACCGACUUCCUGCAGUUCAACAACCAGAAGAACCUCGCCAAGUUCAGAGGGCCGGGGCCUGACUACUAUCUGAAGAACUACGAAGACGAUAUAGUGCGCAGUGACAUUGCAUUGGACAAACAGAAGGGCUGCAAACUGGCUAACCACCCUGACAUAAUGCUGGAGCUGCAGAGGGAGAAGGCCGCCACCACACAGCUCGUCCUGCUAAAAGAGCAACUGUCCAACAUCUACAGCAACAUUACAAUAACAGCCAGGUCUUUAGACAAACUGUACAACUUUGCCGACUGUGCUGGUCUGCACCUGAUCCUGGGGCUCAACGCACUGCACAGAAACCCCGACAACUCCUGGAACACCUCGUCCACCCUGAGCCUCCUCAAGUAUGGCGCUGGCAAGAAGUACAACAUCUCCUGGGAGCUGGGCAACGAGCCGAAUGCCUACCGCAGCCUGGUGGGUCGUGCGGUCAACAGCACACAGUUGGCUCAGGACUACACCAAGCUGCGAACCCUACUGCAGUCUGUGCGCUACUACCAUCGAGCUCACCUCUAUGGCCCCAAUGCAGGACGACCCCGGAAAAACGCAGUCCUUCUGCUGGACGGGUUCAUGAAGAACGCUGGCUCUGUUGUAGAUGCAGUUACGUGGCAACAUUAUUAUAUGGACGGGAGAGUGAACAAAGUGGAGGACUUCCUUAAAACUCGCCUGUUGGACACACUGACGGAGCAGAUCACUAAAGUCAACAAGAUUGUGAACACACACACUCCUGGUAAGAAGGUGUGGCUGAGUGGACUUGGGCCAGCAUGGGCAGGAGGCAUCAAUAAUCUCUCUGACACAUACGCUGCUGGCUUUCUGUGGGUGAACGCGCUGGGUAUGGCUGCUGUGCAGGGGAUUGAUGUUGUCUUGCGUCAUUCAUUCUUCGACUACGGAUACACACACCUUGUGGACCAGAACUUUAACCCUUUACCUGAUUACUGGUUCUCUCUGGUCUUCAAGCGCCUGGUUGGUCCGAGGGUUUUAACUGUGCGGGUGGCUGGACUGCAGAGGAAGCCACAACCAGGACGAGUCAUACGAGACAAGCUACGUAUCUACGCCCACUGCACCAGCUACUACAAUCAUAACUACGUGAGAGGAUCCAUAACAAUCUACAUCAUCAACCUGCAUCGGUCGCGAAAGAAAAUCAAGUUGGCGGGGACGUUACGGAACAAUACUGUCCAUCAGUACCUGCUGCAACCCUACGGCACUGACGGACUCAGAGCCAAAUAUGUCCAGCUGAACGGCGAGAAGCUGCUCAUGGUGGACAAUGAGACAUUCCCGGAGUUGAAACCUAAGACAUUGAGGGCUGGACGGACAAUAGCCAUGCCUCCCAUGACCAUAGGCUUUUAUGUCAUCAAAAACAUUAACGCAUACGCCUGCCGAAGAUAACACUGACCCGUCAUCCCGGAGCUUUAGGAGUGAUGCCCAGAAGUCUACCAAACCACAAACCCUCUGCCAGUUUGACCCAAAGCUUAAAAAAACGUUGUUAAAAGAUUUUGUUCACCUUUCCUGGAAAUCACAGGGAGGUAAAAAUACUACUUUGUUAGGAUUUGUGUGUCUUGCUCCAGGACACUUGGCUUGAAUACAGUACAAUCCUCUGGUUUCUGGUUUUCAAUGGUAAUAUUUAAAUUACAAUUAAACCCGGCCCUUCCCUUGUUGUCUUCUCUGCUCCAACAAAAGAAAGACUUGCCCAAGACACAUAAAAAGGGCUGCACUGAACACUUUUCAAUUCUUCUCACCAGCAACUACUCAGAUGCUACAAGACUUGUACGGACAGUGAUCGUUUUGUGGCUCAAGCUAUUUUAAGAUAUUUUCUUCCCUUGGAUUGUAAAAAACCUAGAGUUGGUUAUCUCUGUAUCUGAAGCAUACACAAGUCAACUUCAGUUGGACUUGAUCCUUUCCACAAAGAGAAAAUGGCGUGGUGCGUUCAAGGUCAUGCCUGGACUAGCCAAGUGCCUGUGUGUGUACUUGUGUGUGUGUGUGUGUGUGUGUGUGUGUGUGUGUGUGUGUGUGUGUGUGUAUGCGUGUGUUGAUAAAGCUACUGAUGUGUCUGUCCGGUCUGUUUUGCCUCUGAGAGUGUGUUUCUUCCCCUGCCAUAUCAAGUGGCUGCAAAGGGGAAAUCUGCUUCUUUUAAAGGCUGUUUGUAGUGUGUAUCAUUGCUUUUCUGCUGCAGGAUCCAAUCAGUUUAACUGCAGAGUACAAUAGCCAGGAUGUGUCUCUAGUGUCGUGUUGCAGCGAUGCAUAGCUGAAGAACAAUGUGAACACAUCCAUAACAUCUGUCCUCACACGCAGCUUGCAUCCGCACUAAAUCUGGUUUCGCUUUCGAUUAAAAAAUUUGAACUACCAGUUUUUCAGGUGUACUUUAACCUAUCUCACUAUUUUCAGUGUGAUCUCACGUUUAUAAUCCUCUUAUGCUGCUAGGGUUUUUAUUUUUUAUUUUACUAAAUAUACAUAUAUUUUACAUAAUUUUGUACAGAUUUGCUGUCAUAUUAUUAGAUAAUGUAUUGUACAUAAAAAGAGUGGUGAAAAUAAGUGAUUUAAGAUCGAUAUGUUUACUUACAUACAGUAUACAUCUAAUUUAUAUGAUUAAAUACUUUUUUUGUCUUUAUAUUUCUAUUAUAAAAGACUCUGUUACGUUAGUGGUGCUAAUGCUGAGGUGUUACGAUGCAGAUGUCAUAAGCACAGACAGUUUUUUGUGGAAGAAAAGGAAUUACUUAAGAUGGUUUACGGUUCAUAACCCAUGUUUCACAUUUAUUUUAGUUUUAGUUGAUAAUAUUGUAAUCAUCUUAUUUCAAGAUUGGCUUUUUAUUUUCUAGACUACAACCACAGAGUGAGUCAAAACGUCAUCAUGUGCUUCUUUAUUGACAUGAAUAAGAACACAUGUCUACACUCCUGCGUGGUGGAAGAUAAGCAGGUUCAGUGCCCGAACAUGUUAAAUAUAAAGAAUAUUUGUCCUCUGAAUGUGUUCAUAGUUAAUGUAGAGAUGUUCAUAUUUCUUUUGGAGAGCCUUAUUUUAAUAUGUAAUGUUUAAUAAGUGUGCUUAUAUAUUAUUUUUUCUUAAAAAAAAGUUUACAUUGAUAAUAAACACCUACAAAUACC